AUUUCAGAGAAAAAAUAAAUAAUAAAAAUAAUACUUAAACAUUUAUAAAAAAAGGUAAAAACAAGAAACUGAAAACGAAAGAGACAGAGACAGAUAGACAUUACAUUACAGCGUAUAAAAGCAAGGCCACAGAACAACGGGAACCCUGUUCUUGCCUCUCCUGCCAACAAAUUUACCAUAGUUGAACUUGGGUUCUCUUCCUUCUCCCUACUUGAAGGUUUUUUUUUUUCUUUCCUUUAAGUUUAGGUUUCACAGAGAAAUUUGGCUCCUUUCUGGUUUUUUUUUAUUACCUUGAGAUGGCCAGAAAUGGAGCCGUUACAUGGCGGAGGAGGACGGAGAAGAUUGACGGCUUCGAUCUUUCACCGACUGAUUCUGAGGAAGUCUAUCGUUGCGUCGAUGAUAGCCACGUUGAUCGGAAAGUCAUUGAAAGGUUGCUCAGAAUUCCUCUUGCAAGAGUGACGGCAGUGGAUAGUGGAAGGAGAGCUUUGCAAUUUCUGGGAUUGGAUGAGGAGAAAAACAGUAAUGGUCUUGAUGGUCUGAAGGUUGAUCUGAUUAUCACUGACUAUUGCAUGCCUGGAAUGACUGGCUACGAAUUGCUCAAAAAAAUUAAGGAAUCUUCUGCUUUUAGAGAAAUCCCGGUAGUAAUCAUGUCAUCUGAGAACGUUUUAGCUCGAAUUGACAGAUGUUUAGAGGAAGGAGCAGAGGAUUUCAUAGUGAAGCCGGUGAAAUUAUCAGAUGUUAAACGUAUAAAAGAUUACAUGACGAGAGAGUUCAGAGUGGGUGAAGGAGAAAGAGGAGGAGGAAUCAACAAGAGAAAGCUGAGAGACAGCUGUGAUCUUUCCUCAUCGCCACCGUCCACUUUGUCAUCAUCACCGGUAUCACCAGCAUCAUCUCUAUCAUCACAAUCUCCAUCCCCAACGCCGUCAAUUCUAUCAGCAUCAGCACCAUGUUCGCCCUCAUCACUAGAUUCUCCCACCAGACGUCUCAAAAUGACAAGCUCUGAAUAGAAAUUACGUGAUUUUUAUCAGGAGCCCAUGCCAAGCCCCCCUUCCACCCGCAAUUCUCCGUUAGUAUUUCAACGGUUUUGUUGCACUUUGCAAUCAAUUAAGGCCCUUCCCCUCCAUUUUACCCUCUUUCUUUUUCUUUUUUUUUUGUACUAUUUUUUGUUAAUCUAUAACGUGACAAAAUCGAGUUACGAAUCCUAACUCUGAUCAACUUAGUCUCUUUUAUUUAUUUUUAAUUUCUUUAUAUUUUACCUCUGUAUAUGAAUGAAGCCAGUUCAGAUGGGUUUGGGGAUUUUGAAUUUGAAAUAAAAAAAUAAUACUGGUAGUAAUAAUAAUAUGAUAUGAUAUGAUAAGGUGGAGGGCAUGAUCUUGUUGUCUGCUAGAGAGAGCAGGGAAUAUUUGGAGGGGGAUAGGACUUUGGGAGAGUGUUGGGAAUGAGAUGGAGAUGUUCCCUGAACAAGGGGCUACGUAGGAGUGGGGAACUGCCAGUGUUGUCUGGCUGUCUCUCUGAGAGCGGUAUUUUGCUUGCAUAUGCUCGGCUGUCAAGGGGGACCUAAUCCCCAGUUACUUCCAUACAACUAUUGGACAUAGCUGAUACUGUAAAGAUCUUGGACCCUACGUCUGGAUUGGUUGUGAGACUUUGAUUGUUCAUACUUCAUACGACUUCUAGCAUGGGAGAGAU
Molecule: messenger RNA, 1686 nt
Organism: Theobroma umbraticum
Lineage: Eukaryota; Viridiplantae; Streptophyta; Magnoliopsida; Malvales; Malvaceae
Product: two-component response regulator ARR6-like
Biological process (GO): phosphorelay signal transduction system; cytokinin-activated signaling pathway
Source: RefSeq, a predicted model, not a curated record